AUGACCAAUCCACCGGAUGAAAUACAAAGGUUUCGGCACGAAUUAUUUUUGUCUUCCACAAAAACUAAGCUUCAAAGAACCUAUUCACAUCGGGGCAGAAGCAGCCGAACUCCAGCCCUCCCUCCACUGAAACCGAAACGAGACGAAUUUUCUAUCAGCAAGCCACGACCGGUUUGUGUUGGGGAUCCGAAUACUUGGGAGAUCACUACACCCAGCUCGCCUUUUACAAAUGAGAAAGCGGUUGGAGGCCGAAAUGAAGCGGUGGAUCAGGAACACGGGAUUAAUGAACACGGUGCAGCCCCGAUCGAUGACUUCGACGGAGUAGAUAGCUCCUAUGCCUUGGUGUUUAAUGAUCAUGGUACAUUCCUUAGAUCCUACCUAGAGACCAAGAAAUUAUUGUAUCUGACAGAAGCAGUGCUCUCACCCCUUUCCCCACCCCGAAGCUCGGGGGCCAACCUCGACACCCACGGACAUGUAGGCGAUGAGGCUAAUGAAGACAACGAAGACGACGAUGAUCUCAUGGUCUACUCUAAGCUACCAUUAGGUUACAACCCCAAACACGACAGACGCACGGGUAAUGGGACUCGAAGCCUCCGUAAAAGACCCUUUCUCAUCUUCAACCGGACAGAGGCCCGGGGCUACAAGCAGUUGAGGGACAGCCCCCAGGGUGAAAGAACUCUUCCCGCACUUCGGUCUCACCCAGGCGAUGGGUUUUCAGGCCGGGAAGUAAGAUUGAAGGGAUCAAACCUCCUCACUCGGAGUGGGAGACAGGCACUUAUCAAUCCCCAUGUGGGGUCCCUUGACCUAGUCCAAUCUAAGGAACAACCAGUGAAGCAAAAAAGACAAGCUCAUCGGGCUACGUUCGAGGAUAACUCCUUUGUUUCGGCCCCAAGGAAGAAGGUUCGACGACCUUUAGCGCCAAAGGACGCCAAUCGACCACCGGAACCC
Molecule: messenger RNA, 948 nt
Organism: Dichotomopilus funicola
Lineage: Eukaryota; Fungi; Ascomycota; Sordariomycetes; Sordariales; Chaetomiaceae
Exons: 1
Source: RefSeq, a predicted model, not a curated record